CCAAAUUGCACUCAUACUGCUCUUUUAAAGAUUGCAACUCACUGUUGCAGGGAGAGGUAGAGACUUCUUCUCAUGAUGAUCAUAAAAACAUGCAAGAGCCAGACUCAUCAGGACUAUUCUCAAGGACAAGUGAGGAAAGCGGCUCAUGGAUGCAGCAUGCAUGUACCAGUUACCAGAAAGAUUUCCUGAGGCUUUCUGCAUGGACCACAUCUCCCUGCUACAAUCCAUCAGGGGCCUGUCCAGAGGUGUUUCUGGAAGGUAGCAAAGGCUCUCCAGACUUCGAGGGACACUUGAAAUCGACCUUGAUUUCUUUCACACAGCAGGAUCUCUCUGCCAUCUCUUUCUUCCAGUUCCAGCUCUGCAGGGAAGAAAGUCUACUGAGAAACAUCCCAGUGGGCAAACUGCUUGCACCUGAUGAAAAUGGCAACAGGCUGCUGCACAAGGCUGUCGCUCAGGGAAGAAGAGCUCUGACUUACGUGCUUGCACAGAGAUUUGCAUCCCUAAAUAAAAUUGACGAGAAGGAUGCAGAGAAACGGACUGCAUUACAUCUUGCUGCAGAAAAGAACCAACACCUGAUGGUCAGUGACCUGAUUUCGCUGGGAGCUAAUGUCAAUGAACAGGACAAUUUGGGGAAAACCCCACUCCACCUCUGUGCAGAGAAUGGAUAUUUGCGAGUUCUAGAAGUUUUGAAAAACUGCAAAGAAAAUGGCAUGUGUGUGGAAGUGAACCUGACUGACCAUUAUGGUUUAACACCGUUACACUGUGCCGCUCUUUCCCACACUGUCUUAGUUAUGGAAUCUCAAAAAACUGACAUCAAUACUGACAUGGGAAGGUUUCUCAAACUACGCAAAGAUCAAAUUCUUGAGGGAAUUAACUGUUUGUUACAAAUGGGAGGAAAACCUGAGCUGCAGGUACUAAAUUCGUGUCAAAUUACCACUCCCUGUUUAAAAAUAGAGGAGAAUACUGAGCUAAUGCGUUUUCUCCAGACUCAUAAACCCAGGAGACAGAACGUCCUUCAAGAGGGUUAUGGUUUGCUUGAUGCUCCAAGAAGAAUGCCUUACCACUCACCACCAGAUAAUGUUUCUGAACUUUUUCCCCAUUUCAUCUUUGGGCUUCUUUGACAUCAUUCUUAAAGGGAAAUGCUGAUAAGGCUCAUUAUCUGCAUCUCAUGGUCCGUAUGCUGCAGCUGUUGCUGAAGAAUAGACAGAGAACAGACAGUAAAAGUCUUUGAAUGUAUUAGAGCUUGAACUGACUGUUAAAAAAAAAUCUCCUUAGUAUCUGGAAACAAAGA
Messenger RNA from Struthio camelus australis, 1291 nucleotides. Its product is annotated as NF-kappa-B inhibitor zeta-like. Gene Ontology annotation, molecular function: POU domain binding; DNA binding. Gene Ontology annotation, biological process: regulation of gene expression. Gene Ontology annotation, cellular component: nucleus. The record is from RefSeq and is a predicted model, not a curated record. NCBI's taxonomy places the organism in Eukaryota, Metazoa, Chordata, Aves, Struthioniformes, Struthionidae.